GGGGCGCAGUCCCGGGUCCGACUGGCCGAGCCCCGCGCGCCCCGCCCGCGCCCUGCGCCUCCGCCCGGCCAGCCGGCGGGGGAGGGGGCAUGAGCCGGCGCCCGCGCGCCGCCGCGAGCUGCGGGCCGGCCUAGAGCCCCGCGCGGGCCCCGCGCCCGAGCUUAGCCGCCGUCGCUUCCUAGCCGCGGGAGCAUCCCCGGGAGCAGCGAUGCAGCGGCCGGGGGAGCCCGGCGCCGCGCGCUUUGGUCCGCCCGAGGGAUGUGCCGAUCAUCGACCGCACCGCUACCGCAGUUUCAUGAUCGAAGAAAUCCUCACCGAGCCUCCCGGGCCCAAGGGCGCAGCGCCUGCGGCUGCCGCUGCUGCCGCGGGCGAGCUACUGAAGUUCGGCGUGCAGGCGCUGCUGGCCGCCCGGCCCUUCCACAGCCACCUGGCGGUGCUGAAGGCUGAGCAGGCCGCAGUAUUCAAGUUCCCACUGGCGCCGCUCGGCUGCUCCGGGCUGGGCUCCGCGUUGUUAGCCGCGGGGCCUGGGAUGCCGGGCCCCGCAGGCGCAUCGCACCUGCCGCUGGAGCUGCAACUCCGCGGGAAGCUGGAAGCAGCUGGCUCCGGAGAACCCGGCACGAAAGCCAAGAAAGGACGCCGGAGCCGCACCGUAUUCACCGAGCUGCAGCUGAUGGGCCUGGAGAAACGCUUCGAGAAGCAGAAGUACCUCUCUACCCCUGACAGAAUAGAUCUAGCCGAGUCCCUGGGCCUGAGCCAGUUACAGGUGAAGACGUGGUAUCAAAAUCGGAGGAUGAAAUGGAAGAAAAUAGUGCUGCAGGGUGGCGGCCUGGAGUCCCCCACCAAGCCCAAGGGGCGGCCCAAGAAGAACUCCAUCCCCACGAGCGAGCAGCUCUCGGAGCAAGAACGCGCCAAGGAGGCAGAGAAGACAGCGGAGACGCCGGGCGAGCCCAGCGACCGAAACUGCGAGGACUGAGCGUCGCCGAGGGUGCGGUGCGGUCGGCCGGCAGGCGGGGACCCAGGAACUGGCCCUUCCGCACCCAUGCCCGUUUGCUUUCUCAACGUUUCAUUACUACUUUGAAUGCGGACAAUUAAGGGCCAGACAAGGAAGGACACAGGCCCGGAAGCCAAUCCCAGGUCUCAGCGAGCUCCUGCACCCAGUCUGGGAGAGUCGUGUCCAGCGUGGCCGAAGCUUCUGGUCUUUCUCGGACCUCCGCAGUGCCCGGCGCUCCACGCGCAUUCACGCCCCGCUCCUUGCCCACACUUUCCCCCAACCCCCGGCCUCCAGCCGGCCUUCUGGGCCCGGACACCGGCAGGCACACACUCGCUUCCGCGCCUUGGGGACCGGGCCGCAGGGUGCAGGUCUCUACAGCCCUGCCCUGCAGAGUCUUCACUAGCAGAUCAGCUGAUAACUGGUCCCCGAUGUCGCUGAGGCUUCUACCCCUCUCUUGCAAAGACGGUGACUCUUUUUUUCCAAUAAAAAUAUUUUAUGACACAA
This is a messenger RNA of Apodemus sylvaticus (European woodmouse), 1495 nucleotides long. It is a transcript of the gene Barx1, whose product is annotated as BARX homeobox 1. Bases 209 to 973 code for a protein of 254 amino acids. Gene Ontology annotation, molecular function: RNA polymerase II transcription regulatory region sequence-specific DNA binding; DNA-binding transcription factor activity, RNA polymerase II-specific. Gene Ontology annotation, cellular component: nucleus. Gene Ontology annotation, biological process: regulation of transcription by RNA polymerase II. The record is from RefSeq and is a predicted model, not a curated record. The transcript is spliced from 4 exons. NCBI's taxonomy places the organism in Eukaryota, Metazoa, Chordata, Mammalia, Rodentia, Muridae.